AUGAGGAACAAGACUGUUGUGAGGGAAUUCAUACUCCUGGGCUUCAGUGACAAAUGCUGGCUUGAAAUCUUGAUCUUUCUCCUGCUCUCCACCACAUAUUUUCUGACCAUAUUGGGAAACACAGUGAUUAUUCUGAUCACGCUGGUGAAUAACCAGCUCUACACCCCAAUGUAUUUCUUCCUUCGACAUCUUGCAAUUGUGGACAUUGGUUUCACCAGCACCGUCCUUCCAAAAGCUUUGACCAACAUGGCCAAUGGCCAACGGACUAUCUCCCUACCUGGUUGUUUCACGCAGGUGUAUCUAUACCUGGUUGUGGGAACCACAGAGUUUGCUCUGCUGGCGGUCAUGUCCAUUGACAGAUAUGUGGCUAUCCGCAACCCUCUUCACUACUCAACCAUAAUGAAUGGCCGAACCUGCUCAUUGAUGGUGCUCUGCUCUUGGGCUGGGGGAUUUUUGCUUAUCAUGGCUCCAGCAAUUACAUUAUUUCAAAUGCCCUUUUGUGGUCCAAAUGCCAUGGACCAUUUUUUCUGUGACAUUGGGCCUCUGAUUAAACUGGCAUGCACAGAUACAAGUCUUCUGGAACUUAUGGUUCUCCUCAUUGCUGUUUUUUCUCUCCUCGGGACCUUGGCUAUAAACAUUGUAUCCUACAUCAAUAUUAUUUCCACCAUCAUGCGCAUCCCAUCAACAGCAGGGAGGCAAAAGGCUUUCUCCACUUGCGCUUCUCACAGCAUCGUGGUUUCUCUCGGCUACGGCAGUUGCAUUUUCAUGUACAUAAAACCAAAAGGCGCCAAUGAAUUAAUUUUCAACAAAGGGGUGGCUCUUCUGAACACUGUGGUGGCCCCUCUUCUCGUCCCUUUCAUAUAUUGCCUUAGGAACAGACAGGUCCAGGAUGCCUUGAGAGGAACAACUAGGCAUGUCCUCCUGUUCUCGGGAAGGUUCAGGAGAAAAGGGGAUUGGCCUCCACCAUUCCUCCUCAGUCCAGCCCCUGACAUGGGGUCACGCCUGUUUCCCAACGUUGCAAGAAAAGGUGUGGAGGUGCACCCUGAGGGAAGAGUUGAGGCAGGCCUUCAACACUUCUGUUGGGAUUCUGUCUUAUCCUGGGAGUUGAUGGUGUUCUUCAGCUCAUCAGGGGGAGGAAGGACAUCUAACUCUUCCAAGAUAGGCAGAGUCUGGAUGCAGUCAAUGGCUGUGUCAGCAACCAUGCUUUCCUGCGAGUACAGUUCUUGA
Messenger RNA from Podarcis muralis (Common wall lizard), 1227 nucleotides. Lineage: Eukaryota; Metazoa; Chordata; Lepidosauria; Squamata; Lacertidae. The record is from RefSeq and is a predicted model, not a curated record.